Messenger RNA from Symbiodinium sp. CCMP2456, 1514 nucleotides. The record is from the annotation of a GenBank genome assembly. Lineage: Eukaryota; Dinophyceae; Suessiales; Symbiodiniaceae.
AUGGGUUGUUGCGGCAGUGCAGAAGCCACUGCCUGCACGAACAACGAUGAGGUUGCCUCGCCUUUGGCUGUCAGCUUCAGCCGUGGAGGAGCGGAUGAGGACCCAACCGGCCUGCCACGGUUGCUGGGCCGCAGCGCCUCAAGUGCUGCUGCAAGCGCCUCGUGCGAAAGCCUCAAGUCCGGGCAAGAGCGGCCUGCGACGGGCGCCGCAGCCCCAGACUUGGGGCAGCCUCUAAGUUCCGGCGAUGGUCCAGGAGUAGCCUCCUCUAGCGCUGUCUGCAACUCUGCUGGCACAGCCUGGCAACUUGCGAAGGUAGAGAACGAGGAAGCCCCGGAAGCCCUCGCCCGUGGCUGGGAAUGCUUGCGUGCAGACGAGCCCCUGCGGGCCGUUGGCUACUUCACCGAGGCCAUCAAGAUUCUCCCCACAAGCGCCGAGGCGUACAACCUCCGUGGUAUCGCGAAGGAGUUGACGCAGACUCCUGGAGCACAUCAAGACGACCAGGACUACCAGGCAGAUUACCAGAGAGCCGACCAGCUAGCAGGGGACCCGGAAACGAAGAAGCGGCUGGAGAUGUUGCGAAAGUGGAAGCCCGUUGGCUGGCAGGUGAGACGGGAGGUUGAAGCCAAGACGCUGGCCAGCGAGGCUGAUUUCCUCAUCUCGUUUACCACUGGCGAUGCAGAAGCCAACAAUGCAACGCUCAGGAUGCUGCAGGAGGGAUGUGAGUUUGUUGGAGAAGUGCGGCCCAUGAGUUUUUGCACAGACAAGUCCCUGGGGUUGGGCCAUUUCGGGGAGGAGGGGCCCCGCACCAUGGCCCAACGAAAGGAAGGGGAGCUGCCCCCGUGGUUUUUGCACUACAAGAGGGCCGCCGAAGCCACGAAGCACGGGAUCCUCAUCGUGAACCUCACCCGGUCCUACUUCAACUCCGUGGCCUGCAUGUGGGAGUUCGGCUACCUGCAGAGGCCAGAGCUCGUACACGUCUUCGUGCCGGGCAUGCCAGGACAUCCGCCACGGAUUGCAAAGUGGGAGGAGCUGGCACGCGAUGCCUCGCUGUGCGUGCGGGCCUUCAGAAUCCACGGUCCUGACGGGCAGCAGCAGCUGAUGGAUUCAUUGGAAGAUCCGGGGCUUCUGGAUCCUCGUCAUGCUGAGUCUGUGCUGACAAGGAUCGAAGAGUUGCAGCAGCGCGAGAACAAAGAGCUGCGAAAGCAGGAAGCCUGGUGCCAAUUGCCCCUUGCACAGCUCAGUCAUACGCUGGCCGUCUCUUACUUUGGAGAGAUGUCUACGCAAGCCAUGGGUUGGCAGCAUCGGUUGGCAUCACUUUGCCUCCAAACCGGGCAAGCCUUGGAGGCACGCGAUCUGGCUGAGCGGCUGUGUAAGUCCAUGGAACAGGCCUAUGGCCCAGAGAGCGCAGAAGUUGCCAAGACGCUGAACAAUUUGGCGAAUGCCUGCGGGGCUCUCGGAGAUCAUCGAGAAAAGAAGCGGCUCCUGGCGAAGGCCUUGGUGAUUAACGAGCGGGA